ACGUAUACGCGUGCUGUAUGAUCGAGCUUCUUAAGAAGUAAGACAACAAAAAGUCAUAAUUCAUUUAAUGUAACAACUGUGGCAGACAAACAAAAACAGAAUUUCCCAGUCUUCAGGAAUUUCCCAGUCGCAGGCUCACGUAGGGAUGCUGGGAAUAGGGAGUGUGGCAAGUGCUGUCAGAGAUGAUGCAACAGUGGUCCAAGUGAGUACAAAUACCAGCACAUUUGACACAUUCAGGCAUCCGACAGGAGAACUCAGAGGAGCUGACGAGAGUCACCAAACGAUCUGAAGAAACACGACUUGAGUAGACACCUGAAAACCAGUCCGACCGUGCAGAGAUGAAGACAUUCCCCGUUGCUGUUGCAGUGGCCGUCGUGCUCACCUUCAUUUGUGUUCAGCAGAGCUCUGCCGUCCCAGCCGCUGAGGUGCGGGAGCCGGGGGAGCCGAUGAGCGUUGACAACCCAGCUGCUGACCACGAGGAGACGUCCCUGGACUCAUGGAUGAUGCCGUACAACAACAGAGAGAAGCGCGGCGUCAGGUGCAAAUUCUGCUGCAACUGCUGCACCCGCGGGGUCUGCGGACUGUGCUGCAGAUUCUGAGGAGUCCUGCUCCAACAUCCACCAACGGUGUCUUCGAGAAAAUGCAACAGUUUGAUUUGUAUUCGUGCAAUUUGAAAAAGUGUUCAGGCUGUUUCUGGAUGUAAAUCAUUAUUGGUCAGUGAAGGCGUCUGUAUCAUCCUUGUGUUCUGAUAAAUAUCUAUUAAAAGUGAUUGAGCAAUACCUC
This is a messenger RNA of Cyclopterus lumpus (lumpfish), 783 nucleotides long. RefSeq names its product hepcidin-like. Gene Ontology annotation, biological process: defense response to bacterium; intracellular iron ion homeostasis. Gene Ontology annotation, molecular function: 2 iron, 2 sulfur cluster binding. The record is from RefSeq and is a predicted model, not a curated record. The coding region runs from base 339 to 599 and encodes 86 amino acids. The transcript has 3 exons. Gene Ontology annotation, cellular component: extracellular region. Lineage: Eukaryota; Metazoa; Chordata; Actinopteri; Perciformes; Cyclopteridae.